AGCACUCCAGUCUCCAAAGACUUUGUCUUCAACGUAGAAUAUCCUUUUCCUCAAUUCUUACUCUGUCUUUCUCUCUCUCUCUCUCUAUGUACUGUCUACUGUUGGGAAGGAAGUUGGAAGCCAUAGCUAAGGAAGGAGAGCUCCUAAGGCGAUCCGUAUACUAAAAAAGGCAACUGUAACACCAAGCACCACGUACAUUAUAUCAAAAUGGUGCUGUGACUUGCUUUCGAUGGAUAAGGAUCUCAAAUUAUUAUCACUUUUAGCAUAUUUGUUUUUACAGGAUUAAUUAGUAGGAUGGACGAGAGAUUGCUUGGAUCAGACCCAAAAGAGAAUAGCAGUCUGUCAAGGAGGAUAUGGGUGGAAACGAAAAAAAUAUCCAAGAUAGCAUUUCCUACUAUGAUAGCUAGGGUUACUCAAUUUGGAAUGUUUGUGGUGACACAGGCAUUUAUAGGACAUCUUGGUGAACUGGAUCUUGCGGCUUAUGCACUCAUACAAAUCAUUACUGUUCGGUUUGUGAAUGGGAUACUGCUGGGCAUGUCAAGUGCCACUGAGACUCUAUGUGGGCAAGCAUUUGGAGCAAAGCAGUACCACAUGAUGGGAAUAUACUUGCAACGCUCAUGGAUCAUCAACAUUGUUGCUGCAACAAUCUUGCUCCCCGUCUUCAUCUUCUCAACACCCCUCUUCAAACUACUCGGCGAGGAAGAUGACGUUGCAGAAAUUGCUGGUUAUAUCUCUCUCUGGUUCAUUCCAGUUCUCUACUUUUUUCCCUUUUCCUUCAGCAUUCAAAAGUACUUACAAACGCAGCUCAGAAACCCUAUUGUCGGAUGGCUCUCUGCUCUCUCUUUUGUGCUUCAUGUUCUCUUGUCAUGGAUUUUUGUGAACAAACUGAGCUUGGGGAUUCCUGGUGCAAUGGGUGCGAUGAUCAUAUCAUAUUGGUUAGUGUUAAUUGGAAUGUUCUGGUACGUGUUUGGAGGUUGGUGCCCCAACACAUGGAGCGGUUUCUCAAUAGCUGCUUUUAGUGAUUUAUUACCAGUAUUGAAGCUCUCAUUAUCCUCGGGUGUGAUGCUUUGCUUAGAGUUGUGGUACAAUGCCGUUUUAGUCUUACUGGCAGGAUACGUGAAAAACGCCACCGUUGAAAUAUCUGCAUUUUCCAUCUGCCUCAAUAUCAUAGCUUGGGAUUUUAUGGUUUUCCUUGGCUUCCUAACUGCUGCUAGCGUCCGAGUUUCGAAUGAAUUAGGGAAAGGAGAUGCAGAAGCUGCAAAGUUCGCCGUUAAAGUCAUUUCCAGUAUUUCUGUAUGUCUUGGAGUGGUCUCCUGGAUUCUAUGCCUAAUUUUUGGUCGUAAAAUCGGUUGCUUGUUCACAAGUGACGAGGAAGUUAUCGAAGCUGUUUCAGACCUCUCUAUCCUUCUUAGCUUGUCUGUCUUACUCAACAGUGUCCAGCCAGUACUCUCAGGCGUGGCUGUAGGUUCUGGUCGCCAAAGCGUGGUUGCAUAUAUCAACAUAGGUUGCUAUUUUCUGAUUGGGGUGCCUGUGGGAUGUCUUCUUGGAUACGUGGCCGAUCUAGGAAUUACGGGUCUAUGGAUUGGAAUGAUUAUUGGAGUUGUGAUGCAAUCACUUGUGCUCGGCUACGUUACCUUUAAGACUGAUUGGAAUGAACAGGUGAAGAAAGCAUCGGAUCGCCUGAGUAAGUGGCUCUUAAAACCUUCGGAUGAAUCUAAUGGACAUUCUACUGAGGAAAGUUAUGGAUGAUUAACACUAGUAUUUUUUUAUGUGUAGCAUUUCUCUUCAAAUAAUUAAUGUAAUCUUUUAAAAGAAUCAGUGAUUUUUUUUUUUUUUCAAAUAAUGUAAUCGCUUAUGAGAAAAUUAGGGAGUGUAUUUUCCUUCAAAUAACCUAAUUUCUUAGGAGAAAAUUAGGUAUAUUUUUCCUAAUUAC
Messenger RNA from Corylus avellana, 1933 nucleotides. Its product is annotated as protein DETOXIFICATION 24. The record is from RefSeq and is a predicted model, not a curated record. NCBI's taxonomy places the organism in Eukaryota, Viridiplantae, Streptophyta, Magnoliopsida, Fagales, Betulaceae. Gene Ontology annotation, molecular function: antiporter activity; xenobiotic transmembrane transporter activity. Gene Ontology annotation, biological process: xenobiotic detoxification by transmembrane export across the plasma membrane. Gene Ontology annotation, cellular component: membrane.